GAACUUCAACACAGUCUUCGACUUGAGGGUCUGGAAGAAGUCAGAUUGAUCAAGGACAAACGCACAGGUCAAUCUCGAGGCUUUGCAUUCGCUCAGUUCACGGACAUUCCCCAUGCAAGACGCUUUCUUGAUCGCCAUUACCCAUCGAUACCACUUCAUGGCACCUACGAUCCAAAUAACGCAGGCCCUUCGGAGCCCACAAACGUUCGAAUAGCCUACAGCCGGGAACGAGACGACAGAGAAAAAGUAGGGAAGAGCGACGAUGAUUGGAAGUGUGAUGUGUGCUACCUAUCUAAUUUCUCUACUCGAAACCUUUGCUUUCGCUGUAAUGCACCUAGGACCCGAGCAACUGCUCAUGGCAUCGUUGUUGCGCAGACCAACAUGUCGGCGUUCUCUGGUUUUGCAACGACCGGUGAUAGUGAUGCUUCUCCUGAUGAUACUGCGUCUCAGUUCAUACUCCUCCGGGGCCUCGAGCCUGGAGUCAAUGAGGAGCUAUUAGCCAAAGGAGUGAGCAAGCUGUACAAGAACAAACCUACCACCGCCCUAUCCGAUGGGCAAGCUGCCAAGAAGACAAAGAUCGCUUCUACUACAAAUGACGCCAGUCUUGGGGCAAAAGACGGAUCUUUACGUCGAGUCUUACUCGUCCGCGAUCGGAAGACUAACGAUAGCUGGAGGUACGGCUUCGCCGAGUUCAACACAGUCGAAGACGCACAAGCUGCGAUGAUCAAGUACAAAGCUUCUGACAAGUUUACUAUUUCGUCUAAGCCGGUACAAGUCUCCUAUAUCCACGCCGGGGUCUUUGUACCCGUUCUUCAUCCAUUCGGCAAGGAAUUCGCCAAGUUUACCUUCUGUCCCUUGUCCAAUCCUGCAGUCAAGUUGAUGUAUUGGGAUGAAGCUGCGUAUGCGGCUGAACACCCAGUUACAGAGGUUGAGCAACCAUCGAGCAAGAGCAAGGAGUCGGAACAUGCCAAGCUUGCUGCAGCUGCAGCCAAUGAAGGACUCGUUGGCUCGAAUAAGGAUGGAGAACCGAAGUUGAAGAAGCGAAAGGUCGACAAGGAUUCUAAGGUCGUUGCGCCUCAUCUACAAUUCUGGACAAACAGGCAUGCUGAACUUCACGGAAUCCCGCCCAAGGAAUCCGAAGUUGAAUCGGCAGAUUCGGCGGCCACAGCCCCUAGAAAGAAGGCAGAAGAAUCUGUCGAGGACCCACCAAAUCUAUCUUUCGCCGAUCUACACCGCAAAUGCUGUCUCCUCUGCUCACGGCAAUUCAAGACUGAAGCCGAAGUCAAUAAACACGAACGAAUGAGUCAGCUUCAUCGCGAUAACAUGAAGAACGAGGAACUUGUGGAUAAGACGUUGGCAAAGCUCAAGAAAUCAUCGAGCUCUUCUGCGGAAGGGUCUGCGUAUCGUGAUAGGGCCAAAGAAAGGCGACAAGCAUUCAACCAACCCAAGCAACCUGCUGCACAGCACAAUCGGGCGUCGAAGGAUGGCAAUGGCGGCUUAUCGCCAAAAAAGGAUGAGGGAGAGCCAAAGCCUCUCCAAUCAAAGGGCGCUGCCCUUCUGGGGAAGAUGGGCUGGACUGCUGGUGAGGGGUUGGGAGCGCAGGGAACAGGUCGGACUGAGGCCAUUACUACGGAGCUCUAUGCCCAGGGUGUGGGAUUGGGUGCCCAGGGAGGCAAGGUGGGAGAUGCUGCUGAAGAAGCUCACCGACAAACCAAAGGAAGCUACACUGAUUUCCUGAAUAAGACCAGGGAAACGGCAAAAGAGAGGUUCGAGAGUCUCGGAUAG
Messenger RNA from Hyaloscypha bicolor E, 1785 nucleotides. RefSeq lists its product as uncharacterized. Gene Ontology annotation, biological process: mRNA splicing, via spliceosome. Gene Ontology annotation, cellular component: nucleus. Gene Ontology annotation, molecular function: RNA binding. The record is from RefSeq and is a predicted model, not a curated record. Lineage: Eukaryota; Fungi; Ascomycota; Leotiomycetes; Helotiales; Hyaloscyphaceae. The annotation marks the transcript as partial. The transcript is spliced from 4 exons.